AUGAGGCUGCAGCGAAAGUCUUGGUCUGAGCUCCGACAAGUCUACCAUUUGUCCGAGUUAAAGGCCCCUGCUGAUGGAAUUGAUAUAGUCGUAGUCCCCGGACUAUGGGCCCAAGGCUGCCCCAAGAACGAAGAGAACAGCUGCUCGUGGCUCAAGCUUCUACUCGCCUCGACUGACCAGGACACCCGCGUAUUCAUCUUCACCUACGACAUUGACUCGACCGGUGCUGAAGAUGGACAUGUUUGGCAUCAACUGCUAGUUCUUGGGGGAAGUCUUCUCGACAAUAUCCGUCAAGCGAGGCCGGUUGAUUAUCACCGAAGACCCCUCUACUUUAUAUGCCAUGGGCUAGGCGGCAUCAUUCUCAAGCGAGCCUUAAAUCUGGCCCACCACGACUAUCCCAACAUCCACAACGCGCUGUCGGGCAUUGUUUUUCUUGGAACACCGCACCUUUGUACGACCGAAGACGAUCGUUGGGACAAUUGGCGCAAGAUACUACAGCUCUAUCGCAAGGAUGUCCCAAAGACAGUUCUCCGAAACGAAGAUAAAGAGAGUCUGGCCUACGUCUGCGAACAAUUCAGCGCCUUGAAUCUACCAGUUCCAAUUCUGUCCGUCUUCGAGUCCACAGAGACAAAGGUGCCUGCAUCGGGAUUGGGGUUUAUUCGAAAGGGAGGUAGGCUGAAUGUUAAGCUUGUCGAUCGCGUUCACGCAGCCGUAAAUACGACACACGAAGAGCUUGUACCAGCAGACUCGCCCCACUCUGGCUUGCCUGUUGUCAUUCCUGGGACAUCUCUAUUUCAACGUAUGAUAAGGUUCAUUCACAAGGCUCCACUGGAAGGUAAAAGCCUCGUUACCAAGGCCUUUGGAAAGCUCCAGAUCAGUUAUACUAUCUCGUACACCGACACUGAGAGCCAUUGUAGCCCUCCGAACGGCAGCCCUGAAAGGGACUCAAGCCCAGGAAGUUCAGUCACCGGGACCAGAACUGUUCUUCUACCCUGUCACAUGCUUGGUCAAACUCGUAACCGUGGCUUCUUUGGGCAAAAGAGCAUCUUAGAACAGAUAGAAGAAGCUCUCAAGCUAGAAAAUUUAACUGUAGACGACAAUUCGGGGCAUAGCAGUGGUGAAGAAGAAGAGCCUCUCCAGGCAUUCGCCCUUUGUGGUAUCGGGGGCUUGGGUAAGACCGAGAUCGCCGUAGAGUUCGCUCACUCGCAUAAGAGCGACUUUGAUGCUAUCUUUUGGGUCAACUCAGCAAGCACUGAUAAACUCAAUGGAUGCUAUCGCAAUAUGGCUGUUCAGCUUGGCCUUUCCGAUGAAGCAGUAGCACUUCGGGAAGACCCAGAGUCGAUCAGAGAGAUUGUCAAAGCAUGGCUUUCCAACCCUAUUAAGACAAUGGGAGCGGGGCAAGAUUUGGGCUCGAAGGCUCGGUGGCUGAUUGUGUUUGACAAUGCUGAUGACCCGGAUAUUCUGUCAGACUUCUGGCCAUUAAAUGGCCCUGGCUCCAUCCUCAUCACCAGCCGCAACCCCUUGGCGAAGCAGGAUCCUCCAGGUUUCGCCAAUUUGUUAGGCAUCGACCUACCCUCUAUGACACCUCAAGAUGCUGGAGCAUGGCUUCAGGGCCUUUCGCGUCGGGAAAAAGAACAGUCUGGUCGAGAAGUCUGUGAAACUAUUGCUGAAAGAAUGGGGGGACUUCCUCUGGCAAUAGUGCAAAUGGCAUAUCUGAUCAGGACUAAACAUCUGUCGUUGUCCGAGUUCUUGGAAAGCUAUAAUCAUGAUGCAAGAAGAUUCCAAAGCGCACCAGUCAAAGGAAUGACUCGGCAACAAACAGUUGCCUCAAUAUGGAACAUAGAGAGCUUGACACCAUCUGCCCUCGCCCUUCUCCGGAUUCUCUCUGUGCUUGAUCCUGACAACAUUCCGGAAAAUAUGUUGAUGGCGGGUGCGGACAAAGUCGAUCUGGAUGACUACCCCAAAGACAAGUUUGAGUACAUGGACGCCAGGGCUGAACUGAUACAGUCAUCUCUAAUCACGAGAAACAUGGAACUUGGUUUUCUCAAGAUCCACCGACUGGUCCAAGACGUCGUACGCGAUCAGCUCGGCAUAGCAGAGUUACGGUCAGUUUUUGAUGCAGCAGUCGUGCUAUUAUCAACGGUUUGGCCAUUCUUUGAUGAAACAAAUGAGCUUGGAUCCGACCGACUGAGAAAGGUACAAGAGUACUUGCCUCAUGCAGACACCUUGCAAGAACUGGUCAAGGAAAAGUCUCCAGAGAAACUGAAGCCGAACAUUGCUGUUGCGUCACUGUUUAACGAAGCAGCGUGGCAUCUCAGGUUUUUCAUCCUUCAAUCUUGGGGUUUUAACCUUAGAAGUGGCUUCGAAUACGCACGCUUGUCACAGCAAAUUCUCAACGCCAACAGCGAGGGACAAGACACAAACAGAUACAGCUAUCUGCUCACCAAUAGCUACAGAUACCAGGGAAUUACCUCAAUCUACAUGUUGACGAAAGACGCAGUUCCAUGCUGCAAAAAGUGGAUCGAGUUGCUCGUGGACAGAAUCCAGAAAUACAAGGAACCUGUUGACAUUAAGACACUUCCAAUCUCGUACAACGAACUCGGAAUCGCUUUGAUGACCAUCCCAGACACCAAGGAGGCGUUGAAGGCUUUCGAGACUUGUUGCGAAAUGUUAGAUCAACAGCGAAAGUCUGAUAAACUCCCUUUUCCUUUUGCCUGGCAGCACAGAGGAACCGUCACAGCUUGGUCAGGGAACCCCGACGCUGGGUAUGAGAUACUGGCACCUAUUCUGAAAGAAAGAGAGGAUAAACUAGGGAAAGAUAAUACCGAGGGAAUUGAGGACGGUCAUCUACUCACAUAUAUGGGUAACAUUCGACGAUUACAAGGUCAAAGUGACUGGUACAACUUUGCGAAGCGUGGAUUGUCAGUACUGCGUAUCACUUGCGGCGAGAACGCAAGCUUCACCAUCCAGGCCAGCUACAGACUUGCAAGAGCCCAUUUCGAAAGGGCGGAAUACGACGAAGCGAUUGCCUUGUUAAGGAAGUGUGUGGCCUUCCCGGGCGACGUUCCAUGGUACAAGGCAGACCUUGGGAGAUAUUGCUGGAAGUUGGGCCGCGCGCUUCAAGCAUCAGGUAACAGCGGAAGUGAAACACGUGAGUUGCUUAAACGGUCCAUGGAUAUUCGCCACGACUUGGUUCCAAAUGAUGAUCGGGAAGAGGAUGAGUUGACAGAUUCGGAUUGGGACGAACUGAUCUACGUUCUAUACCGUUGA
Messenger RNA from Fusarium venenatum, 3270 nucleotides. The record is from RefSeq and is a predicted model, not a curated record. NCBI's taxonomy places the organism in Eukaryota, Fungi, Ascomycota, Sordariomycetes, Hypocreales, Nectriaceae.